UUCUUCUUCUAUCUUAUUUCCAGAACUAAAUAAAGCAAAAAAAAUCUGAUAGUACAUCUGCAUUGUAUUCUGAUUCUUUCUGUUCUUUAAGUCUUUGAUCAUAUCAAAGCAGGUGAAGUUAAGAACUCUUAUGAUGAUGUUGAACCAUACGAACCUCUGAUGGUACCAAUUCUUGAAUCAAGAGCAGACACAACAUAGGAGGGUAAAUAGAUUAUCUUAAGGUGUUCACAACAUGGAAAAUAAAGUUACAAAGAGUGAAGGAAACAUACCGAACUCUAACAACAAGUUGUCUCUGAUAAGAGUGUUGAGAGGUAUAACAUGUCUGAUGGUGUUGGUUUCAACAGCUUUUAUGAUGUUGAUAUUCUGGGGGUUCCUAUCAGGUGUAGUGUUGAGACUCUUCAGCAUACACUAUAGCCGUAAAUGUGUUUCUUUCUUCUUCGGCUCCUGGCUCGCCUUGUGGCCUUUCCUCUUUGAGAAGAUAAACGGAACCAAAGUUGUCUUCUCUGGGGAUAAAGUUCCUUGCGAGGAACGAGUAUUGCUCAUUGCGAAUCACCGAACAGAAGUUGAUUGGAUGUACUUCUGGGAUCUUGCACUGCGCAAAGGCCAGAUUGGGAACAUGAAGUAUGUGCUUAAGAGCAGCUUGAUGAAACUACCUCUGUUUGGUUGGGCGUUUCACCUCUUUGAGUUUAUUCCCGUUGAGCGGAGAUGGGAAGUGGAUGAAGCGAACUUGAGGCAGAUAGUUUCAAGUUUUAAGGAUCCUAGAGACGCUUUAUGGCUUGCUCUUUUCCCUGAAGGCACAGAUUACACAGAGGCUAAAUGCGAAAGGAGCAAGAAGUUUGCAGCCGAACAUGGCUUACCAGUACUGAGCAACGUGCUGCUUCCAAGGACUAAAGGUUUCGUCUCUUGCUUGCAAGAACUGAGCUCCUCACUUGAUGCAGUUUAUGACGUGACCAUCGGCUAUAAAACCCGUUGUCCGUCUUUCUUAGACAACGUCUAUGGUAUCGAACCAUCAGAAGUUCACAUCCACAUCCGUCGAAUCAACCAAAGCAAAAUCCCAAAUCAAGAAAAGGAGAUCAAUGAUUGGUUAAUGAACGCGUUUCAGCUCAAAGACCAGCUUCUCAGUGACUUCUACUCCAGUGGCCAUUUCCCUAACGAAGGAACAGAAAAAGAGUUCAACACACUGAAGCACCUCAUAAACUGCUUGGCAGUGAUUUUCUUCACGACCAUCUGCACGUAUCUCACCUUCUUUUCGUCAAUGAUCUGGUUCAAGAUCUCUGUCUCUUUGGUCUGUGCCUACUUGGCCUCCGCUACACAUUUCAAUCUUCGUUCUGUUCCACUUGUUGGGACUGCAAAAAAAGCCUUCAAAUGAUUAAACAAAUAAACUUUCAUA
Messenger RNA from Brassica oleracea var. oleracea, 1390 nucleotides. RefSeq names its product probable 1-acyl-sn-glycerol-3-phosphate acyltransferase 5. The record is from RefSeq and is a predicted model, not a curated record. The coding region runs from base 233 to 1369 and encodes 378 amino acids. Gene Ontology annotation, molecular function: acyltransferase activity. NCBI's taxonomy places the organism in Eukaryota, Viridiplantae, Streptophyta, Magnoliopsida, Brassicales, Brassicaceae. Gene Ontology annotation, cellular component: endomembrane system. The transcript has 3 exons.